Molecule: messenger RNA, 1162 nt
Organism: Radiomyces spectabilis
Lineage: Eukaryota; Fungi; Mucoromycota; Mucoromycetes; Mucorales; Radiomycetaceae
Product: 60S ribosomal protein L2
Exons: 3
Coding region: 163-927 (254 amino acids)
Biological process (GO): cytoplasmic translation
Cellular component (GO): ribosome; cytosolic large ribosomal subunit
Molecular function (GO): structural constituent of ribosome; RNA binding
Source: RefSeq, a predicted model, not a curated record
UCUCCGCGCAGCGGAAAAUUGGUCCGGGUCGGACUAGUGAAAGAUGUCCAGUCAAGGAGGAGGAAAGCCUCCGGUGGGGCGGGGCAUCCAUCCGGCUGAACAAAAGUGGCUAUUGACCUUGUAGUUCGUCCAUCCUCUUUUUCCCACUAGCAGUAACUAGCCAUGGGUCGUGUCAUUCGUGCUCAGAGAAAGGGUGCCGGAAGCAUUUUCAAGGCUCACACCGUCGGUCGCAAGGGUGCUGCCAAGCUCAGAGUCUUUGAUUUCGCCGAACGUCACGGUUAUAUUCGCGGCAUUGUCAAGGAGAUUGUUCACGAUCCUGGUCGUGGUGCUCCUCUCGCCAAGGUUGUCUUCCGUGAUCCUUACAAGUACAAGCUUCGCACUGAAACCUUCAUUGCCACCGAAGGCAUGUACACUGGCCAGUUCAUCUAUGCUGGUAAGAAGGCUACCUUGAACGUUGGCAAUGUGUUGCCUCUUGCUUCCGUUCCCGAAGGUACCGUCAUCUGCAACGUCGAAGAAAAGGUCGGUGAUCGCGGUGCUCUUGCCCGUACCUCUGGUAACUACGCUACCGUCAUUGGUCACGGUGAAGAUGGCAAGACCCGUAUCCGUCUUCCCUCCGGUGCCAAGAAGAUCGUUCCCUCCACUUCCCGUGCCGCAAUUGGUAUCGUUGCUGGUGGUGGUCGUAUUGACAAGCCCCUCUUGAAGGCCGGUCGUGCCUACCACAAGUACAGAGUCAAGCGCAACAGCUGGCCCAAGACCCGUGGUGUUGCCAUGAACCCCGUCGACCAUCCUCACGGUGGUGGUAACCAUCAGCACAUUGGUCACGCUUCUACUGUCGCUCGCGACAGCUCCGCUGGUCAGAAGGUCGGUUUGAUCGCUGCCCGCCGCACUGGUCUUCUCCGUGGUACCAAGAAGGUCAAGGAUCAGUAAACUACCCUUUCGUCAUUUUAAGCCUUCUCUGGAAAUCACUUUCUCAAAGAAUGUAACACAAUUGCUCAGAAAUACACAUGAAUCUAAAACAUCAAAUCACUUGGGUGUUGCCACUUUUUGGUUGUGGAGUGAUAAACGGGGGAGGGGGAUUUCCUUUAGCAAAAACGAUAGGAAAAAAGAAAAAAGAGCCAAGAAUGCAACGAUCGUUUGAAAGAAUGAGUCCUUUUACAACCAU